AUGUUAGUAGAAUCUCUUGAAAACAUUUCAAACUCAGCAUUCCCCUUCGAGCUGCGAAUGCGAUUGCAAAGUUUCAUAGAGGACAGACUCAUAUUUAUAUCCUCUCAAAGCGCAUUUAUAUCUUACAAGAAUGACCUUAUAUUUGUUACUCGUCUUCUUGAUCCAUCCAUUAUUACGAAUUUUGACCAAAAUUCCCCAAAUAUUGCCGCGUAUCCCCUUGCUAGGACGAGCUGUGUACUGAAGACAUCCCAUUUAUCAGAAUGCGGUCACUUGAAAUGCAGUUGCAUAAAGCAAUAUGGAAAUUUAUCUAAUUUUGUAUCAAACGGCAAUGUUUUGGCAUUAUAUUUUACCAGCAAUUUGAUAGUCACUUACAAGCUCACAUGGUUACCCAUACGAGAUUCGUCUGAUGACAUUGGAUUGGAUUUGACAAAAAAUUUAGAAUUUAAGGCCAAAAGGGCUGCUCUAACUUGCAUUGCAUUGGAUGAUUCAGGGGAUUAUUUGGCCUGUAGUUACUUUGAUUCCACCACACUGGUCUACAAUUCCGAUAAUGUUUAUCGCAAGUUUAAUGUAAAGGAUGCUGUAUCACUCAUGAGAUUUCACGACGCAUGCUUAUUUUGUUCGUCAAAUCAAGGAGAUAUCUACAUCUACUACCUUGCUGAAAGCGUUAUAAAAUUGUUCCAAGGGCAUAAUUCCAACAUUUCCGAUUUGUGCUUCCUUUCCUUCAACAACACAAGCGGAUUUCUAUCAUCUUCUUUCGACUCUAUCGUAAACCUUUAUUCAAUGGAUCGCAACAUAAGUUUGGAAUCUUCAAAAUGUGAUCACCAAGUCCCCCUUAAGCAAUUCCUCUUUUCCAAUCCAGUAAUAGGCAUCACUGUACUGAAUACAGAGUUAUACGAAAAAAACUUCGACACCAAAUCUCCCUGGCUACUAUUAGCAGUCACCGAGAGUUAUUCAUUUGAACUUAUAGAUCCCAUAACAACUAUAACACUAAAGAAAGUAACAUCUGGAUCUAACAGUGCCAAACGUGUAUUCUUUUGCAAUAAUUUUUUUGUGGUUUUUACUAGCUCUUUUGAACUGGAAUUUUACGACAUCAAAACAUUUGACCUUCUUUACGGCAUGUGCUGCAACUUUGACAAGUGUUACUAUGCUAGAAUUCCACCCACUAACUUCGUUACAGAAAACCUAGAUUGCCCUUUUUUACUUGUACUCAAUGGAGACGAAAAGGUGCGAUUGGUGUCCACUAGUGGGUACAAUAUGCAGAUUACACUGUACAAUCAUCCAGAUGUAGUGCUUACGGCCGAUAUGUUAGGAGAAUUUAUCGCAACCGGGUCCAAGGAUGGUACGCUAAUCAUUUACAACUUAAUACAGCGCAACAAGAUUAACACAAUUUGUGCAUCGCAAAAUAGCAUCGUAUCUAUAGUACUAUUUAAGCAAACAGGAAGUGUGAAUUUUGUAACAGCAGAUCUUGAAAAUAUUGUCAAAAUAUGGUCAAAUGAUGGGACAUUAUUACACAUAACUGUGGCUCACAGUAAGACUGUGAAUCACAUCGCAAUUUCUCCAAAUCAUAAGAUCAUAGCAACUGCGAGUUCGGAUAAGAUUGUUAAACUGUUUAAUAACAAGUUGGAAUUGUUAGGUUCGUGCAAGGGUCAUUCCAAAUCAGUAAAUCAUUCCAUAUUUAUCGAAAAAGACAUGCUUCUGGUAACUGCUUCCAAUGAUACUCUUGUUAAGUGUUGGAAUGUCAAGUCUUUUGAAUGCAUAAAGACAUUUCAGGGGCACGACAAUCCGGUAUUGGUUAUUACGCAGCUCGAUGAUUAUUACAUUGCAUCAGCUGAUGUGACGGGAAUUAUCAAAAUUUGGAACCUAAGAAAUUCACUUUGUGCCCACACUCUCCAACCUCAUGCGAAUAAGAUUUGGUACAUGGGUUUGCACUCACGGUUUUUAGUGACUUGUAGCGAGGAUGACUCAAUCAUUUUGUGGAAGUACACCGAAAAUGCAAAUACAAUUCCCCCAAGCAAAGAGAGAAUUCGGGAUCAAACGGAAAUUGAUUCUCUAUUGGCAUCUAAAAACUAUGUAAAUGCCCUGUUUUUGGGCAUAAAAUUGGAUAUGCCCUCAAAGGCUCUAGAAAUCGUUACCAAAUUCUCAGAAUUCAUCAUAUUUAAUCAAUUUAGCGAUGAUAACUCAUCAACAGAUUGUUUUGUUGGUUCUAGUUUGAUUAAACCUCUGUUAAACAAAAUAAUUAAAACGCGCGGUUCUAGCGAAUUUGCCAACUUAUUAUCUUGCUUGUGCCACUUGAUAAGGGUUUGUAUUUCUAAUGCAAAGUUAUCAAACAUUGGAAAUUUAUUCCUAAGUGAACUGCUAAAGCACUGCAACUUUGACGACCUAAAUCUAGUGUCUGGUCACUUGCAAUUGGGUGACCUAGCACUGCUGCAAUCGAAGCAUUACAAUCGCAUUUUUCACAUGGCAGAGAAAGCGUGGCUACUGGAUUUGUUGGUACUAGACUGCGGAGAUUUGCAGGUUUCCAAGACAAUGCACCAUUUGAAUCGGUAG
Babesia microti strain RI is the source of this 2547-nucleotide messenger RNA. Its product is annotated as UTP13, TBL3, U3 small nucleolar RNA-associated protein 13. The record is from RefSeq and is a predicted model, not a curated record. Lineage: Eukaryota; Apicomplexa; Aconoidasida; Piroplasmida; Babesiidae. Gene Ontology annotation, biological process: endonucleolytic cleavage in 5'-ETS of tricistronic rRNA transcript (SSU-rRNA, 5.8S rRNA, LSU-rRNA); endonucleolytic cleavage to generate mature 5'-end of SSU-rRNA from (SSU-rRNA, 5.8S rRNA, LSU-rRNA). Gene Ontology annotation, cellular component: 90S preribosome; nucleolus; small-subunit processome. The coding region runs from base 1 to 2547 and encodes 848 amino acids. The transcript is spliced from 7 exons. Gene Ontology annotation, molecular function: protein binding; U3 snoRNA binding.